CCAACCGUUCCAUUAUGGUUGACAACCAUUGACAGCCUUUCUUCGCGAAGAUUGAGAAGUAAACACGUGCUUAAAAACAGAAAACAGACAAAAUAUUCUAAUUUACUAACAAUUUUUGGAUAAGCUCUUAAACAGCUUAAUUUAUUGAGAAGCUAAAGAAGGAACAGUUUAAAAAAUGGCAAAAUCUUUGCGAAGUAAAUGGAGGAGAAAAUGCCGGGCAGUUAAACGAGAAAGAUAUGGAGCCAAGGAAUUAGCAAGAUUGAAAAAAACUCUUGGAAUCGAUGAAUCCGCAACUGCCGAAGUUGAUAUGAAGGAAAUCACAGAAAUAGCCACAGUUGUCGAUGCCAAAACGAUAAAAGAAUCCUCGACACAGGAGAAAACGAACGCCGACGAGAUGGAAGUAAUGGACGAAGACGGCAAGCGGGUAUUUAAUACAAAGACAAUGAGAGAUCAGCAUGGAAAUUAUCCAGUUUGGAUGAGUAAGCGAAAAAUUAUGAAAAACAAGAAGGGAAGAGCAAAAUCCAAAAAAGCAACAAGCAAACAAACGAAACGAUUGUCCAGAAAGGAGAAGAAAAAAUUACAAUCGACAAUAACUCCUCAAUAAUCGCUAAUUCGGUAAUUUUGUCUCAUUAUCUUUUUAAGACCCACUAUUUUCUAUAGUAAUAAGUAAUCGAGUAUUAUGACAACUUUUUUUUUUUUUUGUUAAAAUACACGUCUUUUAUUACAAACAUUAAUGUAAAUAUACCGGCGGAUAAAAAUACAAUUUUUAAUAGCUAUUAUUAAAUAUGAAGUAAAUGCAAAAAAAAAUGGCAGUGA
This is a messenger RNA of Leptopilina heterotoma, 816 nucleotides long. RefSeq names its product protein LLP homolog. The record is from RefSeq and is a predicted model, not a curated record. Lineage: Eukaryota; Metazoa; Arthropoda; Insecta; Hymenoptera; Figitidae. The transcript is spliced from 3 exons. Gene Ontology annotation, biological process: dendrite extension. Bases 176 to 604 code for a protein of 142 amino acids. Gene Ontology annotation, cellular component: nucleolus. Gene Ontology annotation, molecular function: RNA binding.